CCACAAACCACCGCAACAAUGGCCGACGAGCAACCCGCAACCCAGCCCCCGGCUGCCGAGACCAAGGACCUGCACACGGAUCCCGUCACCGGCGAGAAGAUCUCCAAGAGCGAGCUCAAGCGCCGCCAGAAGCAGCGCGAAAAGGACGAGAAGAAGAAGGAAAAGGAAGCGUCGCUACCAGCCCGCCCCAAGAAGGAGAAGAAGGAUGAUGUUGAAGAAUUGAACCCAAAUCAAUACUUUGAGAUUCGAUCCAAGAAGAUUGCCGCGCUCCAGGCAUCCCAGGACCCCAACCCUUACCCGCACAAGUUCCACACCAACUACAGGAUCGCCGACUAUGUGCGCGACUACUCACAUCUCAAGAAGGGCGAGACGCUGCCCGAAAAGGAGAUUCGCAUGGGUCUCCGUGUCAUGACGCAGCGAUCUGCUUCCAAUGCGCUCCACUUCUACGUUUGCAAGGCAGAGGGUGUCACCAUCCAGGUCAUGUGCCAAUUGCAGGAGUCCAAGGCCGACGUGCCCUUUGAGAAGCAGCACGAGAACAUUCAGCGCGGAGACAUUAUUGGUGUCAUUGGCUUCCCCGGCCGCACAAGUCCCAAGAAGGGUGGCGAGGGUGAACUUAGUAUCUUUGCCCGCGAAGUCAUCCUCCUCACACCCUGCCUGAGGAUGUUGCCAACAGAGCACUUUGGUUACAAGGACCAGGAGCAGCGUCACCGAAACCGAUACCUCGAUCUCAUCAUGAACGACUCAACGCGCAACACCUUCAUCGCGCGUACCAAGAUCAUCAAGGCUGUUCGCAGGUAUCUCGAUGAGCGCGACUUCUUGGAAGUGCAGACGCCCAUGAUGAACAAGAUUGCCGGAGGCGCAACAGCGCGACCAUUCAAGACGUACCACAACGAACUCGACAUGGAGCUGUACAUGCGCAUUGCUCCUGAACUAUACCUCAAGGAGCUGGUUGUCGGAGGCCUGGAGAGAGUAUACGAAAUCGGCCGUCAAUUCAGAAACGAGGGCAUUGACCUCACACACAACCCCGAGUUUACCACGUGCGAAUUCUAUAUGGCAUACGCAGACUACAACGACCUCAUGGACAUGACCGAGGAGCUUGUCAGCGAGAUGGUCAAGGAGGUCACUGGCAGCUACGAGACAACUUACCACACCCAGACAGGCGAGGUCUACAACGUCAACUGGGCAAGGCCAUGGAGGCGAGUCAACAUGAUUCCCGCGCUUGAGGAGGCUACCGGCGAGAAGUUCCCACCAGCGACCGAGCUGCACACGGCCGAGACCAACGAGUUCCUCAAGAGGGUGCUCAAGAAGGUCAAUGUCGACUGCUCAGAGCCCCGCACCAACUCAAGAAUGAUUGACAAGUUGGUUGGCGAGUUCAUCGAAGAGACUGCUGUCAACCCAACCUUUAUCGUGGGCCAUCCUGAGGUCAUGUCACCGCUCGCCAAAACCCACCGAGACAUUCCCGGUCUCUGCGAACGUUUCGAGGCCUUUGUCUGCAAGAAGGAGAUUGCCAACGCUUACACCGAGUUGAACAUGUCAGAAGUACAGCGUCAGCGUUUUGCCGAGCAAGCAAACCAGAAGGCGCAAGGUGACGACGAGGCACAGCUCAUCGACGAGACCUUUUGCCAGGCACUCGAGUACGGUCUGCCGCCCACUGGUGGUUGGGGAAUGGGCAUCGACCGUAUCGUCAUGUUCUUGACGGACCACUACUCCAUCAAGGAGGUCCUGACCUUCCCUUUUAUGAAGGACGUUGUCGAGGACAAGAAGACGGCGGCUGAGGUUGCUGACGGCACCGGCAAGCCUGUCGAGGGAAUUCCACACAAAUAGUUUCAGCGUAGCAUUUCUGGCGUAUGGUAGGAAAAUGGCAUGAACAUGGUAUGAACAUGAGUGAUGUAACCUGCAUGGUCGGGCAGGAUAUGAUGAAUAGAAUUGGAUCAUGUGCAAAACGGAUUCUAGUUCUGAC
Messenger RNA from Exserohilum turcica Et28A, 1960 nucleotides. RefSeq lists its product as uncharacterized. The record is from RefSeq and is a predicted model, not a curated record. The transcript has 6 exons. Gene Ontology annotation, cellular component: cytoplasm; cytosol. NCBI's taxonomy places the organism in Eukaryota, Fungi, Ascomycota, Dothideomycetes, Pleosporales, Pleosporaceae. The coding region runs from base 19 to 1824 and encodes 601 amino acids. Gene Ontology annotation, biological process: lysyl-tRNA aminoacylation. Gene Ontology annotation, molecular function: ATP binding; lysine-tRNA ligase activity; tRNA binding.